AUGGUCGACGCAAACUUUGCGGAACGGCGCAAUGCAGCUCCUCACAUCCCCAAAGCUUGGAAAGAUAUCAGCCAGCAAGUCACAUCCCUCCCGGAUCAGGCAAGCCGCCAAGACUUCGUAAGGGGGUUGUUUCAAGCAGCGGAUUCAAGGUUUGCAUCUGCGUUUGCAGAAGACACGGAUGGUCAGUCGAGAAGCGUGGCGCUGCGUGAUAUCGUUCAUCACUUCAUGAACCCGAAUGUGGCGGCACUGUCGCUCCUGGAAGACAGCACAGUCGAUCAAUGGUUGGCGCAAUAUUGUCCUACAAUUUCAGGCGAUGAGGAUGAGCAGGAGCAGACUUCAGGAAAGGCAAAUCCCGAAGGUGAUGCCAAAAGGAACCGACAAGUGAGGGAUUACCAGCGGGCCAUUUUUACCAAUACUGCAUUCUGGGGAUUGAUGGCCUACCGGGACGGUACCACCGAGUGGCCGUGGGCAGAGAAGCGGCCCUGGUUCAUGAAGCGUGACGUCGUGAUGACGAUGCCUGGUAUGAAGCGCAGAGGCCGGGGAAUCAGGAGCAUAACAGACGACGGCAAAACCAUCCUUGAUCUGCUGGAAGAAUGCGAAGCCAAGCUCGAGGUAUACCGUCAGGAGCAAAAACAGCGCGCCAUUGAUGGCUCUGCUUCACCUAUGGACACCAGCGAGGACUUUGAGAACCCAAAUGAGCCUACUUCGCACAAUUCCAUUCCGCAGCAGACUUCCGGGUGGAGUCCGCCUGACGUUCCGAGACUUCCCACGGGUUUCAUUUCAGGGGCAAUGUUGCAAGACUGGGAGGCUGGGAUAGGUCCAUCGUCACCUGAGUACAGUCGUGGUACCGGAGGCUUGGCAUACGAUCAGCAAUCUCACCAAUCCGGCUCCCUGGUGCCUCUUCCGGAUCAAGGACUGGCCGGGCAGCCGAAUCGCUCAGCGGACGACAGCGUGGAUCUCGGCGAUGAGGAGGCCGAGGCCACCUUUGACAUUGACGAUGUCGAUUCCGAUUCCGACUUCGACGCGUUCCUGGAGAGAAGCUUUUUGAACUUAUCAACGUGA
Molecule: messenger RNA, 1062 nt
Organism: Dioszegia hungarica
Lineage: Eukaryota; Fungi; Basidiomycota; Tremellomycetes; Tremellales; Bulleribasidiaceae
Exons: 2
Coding region: 1-1062 (353 amino acids)
Source: RefSeq, a predicted model, not a curated record